This is a messenger RNA of Linnemannia hyalina, 948 nucleotides long. NCBI's taxonomy places the organism in Eukaryota, Fungi, Mortierellomycota, Mortierellomycetes, Mortierellales, Mortierellaceae. The record is from the annotation of a GenBank genome assembly.
AUGCCAGACGCUCACUGCACAAGCCAAUACAACGUCAGAGUCUUGGAUGUCGUCGGUGUCACCAUUGCCUGGUUGACUGUAUUCAGGUGGAUUUUAGUUGUCCUCUUUGCGGACGACAUCAACCUCCUCUGCUGUCUACCAAAUCCAAAACGACUCGGGUCAGGGAAGUUCAAGUCGUUCUUCCUCAUGCUUUUCUCCUUUGGGUCCUUGAUCUACACCAUUGUCCAAGCAGCCAAGUGCGGAGAAAAACUCGUCGCUGCCCUGAUGGUGUUUGCCGGCUUGUACGACAUGAUCUUUACCCUGGCCAAGGACAGCCUCCAUUUCAUGUUCCUCGGCAUCUGUUGCAUGUUUCCGCUCCCGGACGUCGCCCUAAUCUCUGCCAGUGCAGUUGCCAUCACAUAUGGUGGAAUCCUUGGCAUUGCCGCACUGGUCGCCUUUGUUAUGUUCUCUGUCCCGAAAUAUAACACGCCGUAUCACGACCACAAUUCAACCUACAUUGCUGGACCACUCGUCAUCAAGUACACCGUCAUAUACCCUAUGCUAUUAGCAUGCUUCAUCACCAUCAUCGUCAAAGAUCACAACCAAUGGAUUCCACGACCUCAAAUGAAACUGGAGCAGUACUUACUGGUCGCCAAGAUCAUAUCGGGCACGGGUGCGGUGGACGUUUUCGCGGCCGUGUUCGCGGUUGUGUUAAAACGCGUUCGGAUGUGGGUUUUUGACUCUUAUGACGACGACGAGAACUCCGAUGACCUUCCGGACCUGGAGACGGGCAUCUUUUGGUGGGGCCUCAAGACGUCCAGUGUUCAAGAGAUCAAUCGUCCGGGAUUUCAUGUCUAUAAUUCUUGGUCGCAAGUUGAAAAUGCACCUCGGACUUUUACCGAGUCCUUGCCGCUGUCUGAACUCGAACGCAAGUUAUAUGGCGAUGAACCGCAAGAUAACGAGAGCUGA